AUGAGGCAAUACAGAAGAUCACGGUUCGUAUGUAGAUGGAAGAGCUAUGCCGAUGUAAGACGUAAGGAUCUGGAAUUUAAGACCGGGGUGAAAGUGUUCUUAAAGGUGGCACCCAUGAAAGGGUCGUUUCUUCAAACCGCGGUCAUCGUUUGGUUGUCUGAGUUUAUCUGCAGAAUUUCGAUUAAGGAAGAAAGGAGAGAGAUCGAAAUAGAGUCCUUUUUGCAGUCCUUCAUCGACCCAAAGAAGAACUGGUUUGCUCGUCAACACAUGAAAGUGCUCACCCAACGCCUCCAUAAUUAUGGUCUUCGAUUCGAUCUGUAUGAUCCAUAUUAUGAUAUUGAUAUGAAGAAGGCUUUGAAUCGACUCCCUAGGGAGGUUGUUGAUGCGGGCAAUCAGCAUUUGAAGCGGGCCAUGGACCUUUCCAUGAAGCAUCAGUACCUUCCUGAUGAUCUUCAAGCCAUGCAAACACAAUUCAGAAGCUAUCUCCAGGAUAUGUUGGCACUUGUAAAGAAGGAGAGAGCAGAACGUGAGGCAUUGGGAGCUGUGCCAAUUUAUCGUGGGAGUCCUAACUCCCUGAAAACUCUAACACACAAGUGCAUAACAUAUCCUCCAGUGUCUGGUUUAAACGCUUUGUCUGACCAUCCGUCUGUGGGUGAAAUGUUGUACUGA
Benincasa hispida (wax gourd) is the source of this 669-nucleotide messenger RNA. The record is from RefSeq and is a predicted model, not a curated record. Lineage: Eukaryota; Viridiplantae; Streptophyta; Magnoliopsida; Cucurbitales; Cucurbitaceae.